CCCAGCGGCGCGAGAAAUUCAAAUCUCGAUUUCGGAUUAACAAAUUCAAAUUUCAUGGCAAGACCCCAGAAUUAUCCGGUGAUUUACUCAGGUAAUCAGGGGAUGCAGGUGCGAAUUCCAGCCAGAGAAUUUCCAGGAUUUAAUUCUUUCUACAAAAAGGGCCCAAGACCCAUUCAGCCGUAUCAGCCCUUGUCCUCUCAGCCGCAAUUGCAUUUCAGUCAUCAGGUGAAUAAUCCAGGAAAAAUCAGGAAUCAGGGGGAAAUGGAGAAUGACCUCGAGGGAAAUCCAGUCGCUGGGAGGGGUACACCAGGGAGGGAUGUUGCAUUCAUCCCCAGUAACUUUGGCAAUACUCAUCUCAUGACCCCAUUCACGAGUUAUUCGUUUGAAGUGCCCACUUCGGGAAUAUUCAAUGAUUAUGACAAAACUUUCGCCAAGUACACGCCGUCAGUUCUGUCUGAAGUGGAAAAAGAAAAAGUCGAUGGGCAUUCUGACAAUUCCCCCGAUUCCCAUGGGAAUGAAGAGGAAAAUAAAGAGAAGGAUGAGAAAUCAGUCACCGAAGAUCAGUCAGAGGAAGUUUCGGCUUCUCACGAACAAUAUAAUGACGAGGAAGGUGAAAGUCAUAAUGAACGGCGGGGAAAAAAUUCGAGAAAAAGAGAGGAAAAUGAUCACAGGGAUAAGUACGACAAAAACGGUGGCUAUGAUUUUGAGAGGGAAUUCGAGGAAUCGUACAAGCAGAAAGCUUUUGAAGAUUCAGAGACCCGUGACGCUGAUGAACGGCGAAAAGGGCAGGAGAGGACGUCUUCAAGACCUAGAAAAGCUCGUCGAGAUAGAAAAGGGCGUGAUGAUACUCCAAAUCGGGCACAAUGUCACGAAUCUCCGUCAUUCGUGAGUGGCGACAGUCGUGAGUCCUCGAAGAGUGAUAAGAAAAGACUCCCUGGAAGACCCACCUUCGGUCACAAAAUUCUCCACCGACGACCUUCGAGGUUUACCUCCCAUGAAUCUAGUGAUGGUGCAUCCUCCGGUAAAUCCAGAGUGUCCGAUAAAUCCGGGGAUUUCCCGAAUCAGUCGAACCGGAAAAUCCCACCACCAUCUCCAAGUCAGAACAGUAGUUCCCAUUAAUUCAUAUCUUCGAUAUUUAAAUCACCAAAAAAAUCAAACUUUAUUUUAAGAAUUGUUUUGAAUUUUGAAAG
Fopius arisanus is the source of this 1190-nucleotide messenger RNA. Its product is annotated as cylicin-1-like. The record is from RefSeq and is a predicted model, not a curated record. The transcript is spliced from 3 exons. Bases 55 to 1119 code for a protein of 354 amino acids. Lineage: Eukaryota; Metazoa; Arthropoda; Insecta; Hymenoptera; Braconidae.